Molecule: messenger RNA, 2938 nt
Organism: Astyanax mexicanus (Mexican tetra)
Lineage: Eukaryota; Metazoa; Chordata; Actinopteri; Characiformes; Acestrorhamphidae
Gene: prokr1b
Product: prokineticin receptor 1b
Exons: 3
Coding region: 258-1415 (385 amino acids)
Biological process (GO): neuropeptide signaling pathway
Cellular component (GO): membrane
Molecular function (GO): neuropeptide Y receptor activity
Source: RefSeq, a predicted model, not a curated record
UGAAGGAGCAACAGACAGUAGGAGCUGCUCUUCAGUUCAGGCGUGAUGAGGACAGACAGGGAAAUCUCCUCACGGUAAAACACAUCUGCUAGCUGUUUUAGAAGGACGUUGAAAGGAUUGACUCCGCCAUGAAAUCCCCACCAACUCGGCUGACCUGCGUUCAGAUCACUGACUGUAAAACCUGACCAGACAAAGGAUCAAGCACAUCACGAUCGCAGCAGCACUCAGGGAUUUGUGUUUCAGUAAUUAUCACUGACAUGGCGAACAUCACACACUUGGCCACAGUGCUUGUGGAUCCUCACAUCCAAGAGCCAACAGAGGAGCCAGACCCAUUCCUAGACAUGUAUGACAUGGACUAUGGGGUGCCAGCAGAGGAGAUGCCCGACACCACGCAGGGACUGGCAUAUUUUGUGGCCACGAUUGUUAUCGGCGUGGUUCUGGUCUGCAUCAUGCUGGUGUGCGGCAUCGGCAACUUCCUGUUCAUAGCCACCCUGGCCCGGUAUAAGAAACUACGGAACCUCACCAACCUCUUGAUCUCAAACCUGGCCAUUUCAGACUUCAUCGUGGCUGUGGUGUGCUGCCCAUUCCUGGUGGAUUACUAUGUAGUAAAACAGCUGUCCUGGGACCACGGCAAAGUUCUGUGCGCAUGCGUGAACUACCUACGAACAGUAUCCUUGUACGUGUCCACCAACGCCUUACUGGCCAUCGCUGUAGACAGGUACAUGGCAAUCGUCCACCCAUUAAGGCCCAGGAUGAAACACCAGACUGCGUACUGUCUGAUUACUGGAGUGUGGAUUGUUCCGGUUCUAAUAUCAAUACCCUCUGCCUACUUCACCUCUGCAACCAAGGUGCCCCACAGUGCCAACCGCAGCAAGACCUUCUGCGCUCAGAUCUGGACAGUGGACCAGCAGCUCUACUACCGGUCGUACUUUCUCUUCAUCUUCGCUGUUGAGUUCCUAGGCCCCGUCUUCACCAUGGCCCUCUGCUACAUCCGCAUCUCCAAGGAGUUGUGGUUCAAGAACGUGCCCGGCUUCCAGACAGAGCAGAUCCGGAAGCGUCUGCGCUGUCGUAGGAAGACGGUCAUGGUGCUCAUCGGAAUCCUCACAGCGUACAUCCUGUGCUGGGCUCCGUACUACGGCUACACCAUCCUACGCGACUUCCACCCGACCCUCAUCUCCAGGGAGAAGAACUCUCUGGUGGCCUUCUACAUCAUCGAGUGCAUAGCCAUGAGCAACAGCAUGAUCAACACUUUCUGUUUCGUCAGCGUGAAGAACAACACGGUUAAGUACUUUAAGCGGAUUGUGCUGCUCCGCUGGAAGUCCACCUACACCUCCAGGAAAACCGUGGAGGAGACAGAGGUGAGGACACUGUCCCUGCCUGUGACGGAGGAGAUUGACUGUAUACGGCUGAGGUGAAGAAGCUACUGGAAGGUUAACAGUGGUUUUUAUUCCACUCUUCAUCACAACAAUGUCCAGGAGUCCUGAUACUCGUGCUGUAGGAUUGGACUUGCAUGACACAGAUACUGAUCAUAUUUUGAUCAAGUAUCAAGGAGGCCGUCUAUAAACUGGAAUAAGCUACCCUAACUUUGUUUAAAUGAGAAAUUUCUACAGAAGUUUUGAUGUUUGACUCAAAUUAGCGGGGUUUUUUUUGGCUGUGAUUCAGCAAAAUUAACUUUUGUUUCCACUGAAUGUACAAGAUAGCAUCCUUUAACUUAACAGUUAAUAGUUUCCAGUUCAGUGCAGAGUAUUAAGCUUUUCUCUUGAGAAGGUGAAAGCAUUGUUGUAUAAUUAUUAUUGUAUAAUGUUGUGUAUAUUGUUAAACAGUUGUUUUUUUAUGUUUCAGUGAAAAAGUGCAAUAUUCAUGUUCACAGUAUUUUAUGUAUGUCAUUAUUUAUCUCAAUAGUUUUUGUUUUGUUUGUUCUUGCUGCUAGUUCUCAAAAUACACGUAAGCAGAUUCUCAAGAAUUUGAUGACACUAUUAUUAUAAAUGAAGCAAAAACUGGGGAGAAUUAUUCAGGAAUCUAUAUUUUCUUUGAGAAAAUAGCUACGUUCACAUUACAAUCCACAUUGCUCAAAUCAGGUUUUUUGCUCAGAUCAGAUUUGUCUGUCUUGAUGGUUCACAUUCACAAAUGUAAGUGAUCUGUAUCUAUGUAAUGUGAACGAAUCUGAAUCCCUGAAAACGUCUCACAUGAGCACACUGAUACAUGUAUAAAUGUCUCCUUUUUCACCAACAACAAAAACGUCAUAUUUGAGAGACGACUCGUAGCUUUACAAAGGGAAUUGGAUGUGUUAGCAGCUCAUAUGUGGAGCAUUUUUUGCUGAAGUGGAAAAACAGCUGGUGUGAAGUUCAUGCUCAGGUCGAGGAGGUGAAAAAAGACCAGGCGGUUUGCUUUUGCUGUUUUUGCAGCUAUAGCUGCACAGCUGCACCAAGAGAUAUGUCAGAACAAGAGAGAAGCACGUAGCGCAGCGUAAAAGCAAAAAGAUGCAAUUCAGAUUUGACCGUUCACAUUCAUGUCACUAAUUCACGGAUCGGUUAUGUAUCUGAUUUAAGAUCACAUACGAAAGUGACUCAAAUCUGAUUUGAAAAAAUCAGAUUUGGUACAUUCACACAGCCAUGAAAAAUCAGAUCUGAUCCACACUGUGCGAAAAAUCAGAUGUGAGUCAAUUCAGCCUGGUAAUGUGAGCGUAGCUUAUGACCAGUGGACCAAUGUGGCAUUUUUCUUAUUAUAUGGAGAAUUGUAAUUGUUAUUGUGUAUUAUCUGUUAUGUGUGCAUGAAGUUUGCCCAAAUAAAUUUAACGUAAGAUUUUUUUUGUAGUAUGAAACACUGUUGGACCCUGAGCACCACUGGAUCUUCAAACAUUUCAGCAUCCCAAAACACAUCAACAGUGGUUGUGAAAUGGAUCACUCUCUCUCUCUCACAGAAACACACACACACACCC